Messenger RNA from Megalops cyprinoides (Indo-Pacific tarpon), 1292 nucleotides. RefSeq lists its product as uncharacterized. The record is from RefSeq and is a predicted model, not a curated record. The transcript is spliced from 6 exons. NCBI's taxonomy places the organism in Eukaryota, Metazoa, Chordata, Actinopteri, Elopiformes, Megalopidae. Bases 87 to 779 code for a protein of 230 amino acids.
AGGCGUUUCCCCCGUUUCCCCCGGAGAGGCGUUUCCCCCGUUUCCCCCGGGGGGCGAAUGCGCAGCAUCCGGGGAGAAGCAGAAGGAUGAAGCGGCGCGACUCGGACUCCGACGGCCUGUGCUCCUCCGGGGAAAACCCGGAGCGCAACUGCGAGAUGGAGAUGGGUACGAGGUGUGCUGGUAUGGGCAGCGUUUGUGGGUGUGGCCAGGGGGAGGAGUGUGUGUAUGAGCAGAGCUGGUGCACACACUGCAUUGGCUCACACACACAGACGGGUACCAUCAAGUGGGAUCACUGUGAGAAGCACAAAGGGCUGACAACCAGAUACUCAGAGGGGUACGGCACAGAGGAGGAGUGCGUCCUGUCUGAUCCUCAGGGAGAGAGCGAUGCAGACGCUGACAUAGAGGACACUGACAGCAGGCUGCAGGAGGGAGGUUCUCUGCAGCGAAUCAGCUCACGGAGACGUCGGCGUCAGCGCGUGGCACGGCAGGACACUACAGAGAGUGAGGACGAUGGGGGGCGGAGCCACAGGGCUCAUCGCUGGAGUCUGCGGCUCAGCCCCCACCGAGCCCAGAACCGGCCCAUCCUGGAGGAGAGCGUGUCACAGGUUCGGCCGCUGGUUCUGUGCCGGCCGUGUGGGGGGGCGCUGCAAGGAGCACCGACAGAGACCCCCAGGCAGGGGGCGUGGUCCCUGCCCGCCUGGCCCCUCCUCUUCCUCAUCCUGCCUGUGUCCGUCAUCAUCGUCCUCACAGCUUUGCUGCUGCCUCUCACCAAUACCUGACCUCUGUGUGACCUCUGACCCCUCAUAACCCCUGAAAACCCUGACUGACUACUGCUGCAAACUACAGUGAGAAAACCCCCUGUAUAGAGCAGGAAACAGUCCCAGAGCCCCCGUGCAUAUACCAAUAACCAGCUGUACAUACCGACAGCCGCCCCCCAGGCCCAGUGUGUCAGACUGUAAAUCAUCUCUUUUUCUCCUCUUCACUUUCAUUUUUCUCAGUAUUUCUGUUUAAGAAGCUUUAUUGUCAUCAGGCAGUUUUGCCAAAGCUGUAGUAACAGCACACAGCAACAAUGUGUAUUAUUAUUGUUAUUAUUAUUAUUAUUAUUGUUUCAGUUGAAGGAUGUCGUGUUCAGAGGGGGGUACAGCUGUGUCUGCUGCUUGCUGUAAUAAUGUGAAUAUUUAUGAUUAUUGAGUAUUAAUGAGCCAACAGCACUGGCAGCAGUGAGGUAUAAUGAUCAUAUGAAAAUGGUAAGAAUUUAUACAGAAAUCUUUGGUUUAAUAAAGUAUCUCUGA